AGAGAGAGAAAUAAAAAAAAAAAGAAAAAAAAAGGAGGAUGAAACAUUUCUCAGAGUUGCAGAUUGCCGAAAUUUCCACGGCUGUUUCUCUCUGUUCAAGGCGCCAUGGCUGAAGCUUUAGGGUUUCCAUUUCAGGUAAUUGUAUAUCGUCAUUAACUGCACUAGAUGUCUUGAUGCCGCAUGUGAGAUUUAUUCUAUUUGAUAUUUCUUCCAUCAUUAUCUGUGAUAAGAUUGAAUUCUCUGAGGAUUGUAGAUCUAUUAGCGUCUAGAGGGCAAUUUUUGUACAUAAGCUAGGGCUGAGUGUGUAUGUCUGUUGUUUCUUCCCUACUUCCGCUGCCAAAGCCUUACUUACUGGAAGUCAUAAGGGAUUGAUGUCAAUGAACUUUUAGUUUGAAAAAUGGAGAGUGAGGAUGGGCUUGAGCUUAGCUUGGGUCUGUCCCUGGGUGGAGCUUCUGUCAAGUCUAAAGGUAAAAUUACUAGCUCCUCAGGUGCAAAUGCUGAGGAAAGCGAUAGAGGCAAUAAAUUGGUUGAUGAUUUUAAGAGUUUUCUUCAUGGAGAUAAUGAGAGGCAAGAAUCAGACACUGGAUCAUUCCAAAGUAAUUCAAUUCCAUCUAAAGAUAAUUUCUUCAAUGACCUGUCCAAGGUUGUUGUAGAUGGAGACUCUUCCAUCGAUUUGAAGAGGAAAGGAGCCUGGAUUGAAAGUAAUUAUGCAGAAGCUGAGGAUGAAAAUCUGCCGGAGAUCGGCAACAAGCGAAAGUUGCUUUUAAUGGAAAUGAACAGUCAAAAGAAGCAGGAAAGAGAAUCUCAUCAUGUGGAUCUACAUGAAAAGGGAAGGGCAUCAUACAUUUCCUCUACCGAAGAUGGUUCAACCGCCGAAAAAGGAGAUGUAGUAGAGUCUAGAGCGGAGGGUUCGACAUCAAGGCUAGCAUCAAAACAUGAUGAUAGCUCGAAACAAUGUAUAGGAGAAACUAGUUUGCCUAAGGGUUCAAAGGAUAUCUGUGGAUUUUCUGAUUCAAGUGGUGCAGACUUAAGUAGGCAGAAAAGGUUUAACAGUUCAUCAGUUGGAGUUUCAGACGCUGUUCAAGCCUUGAAUAUGCAUAAUGUGCAUUUUCCCAUAACAGUCAAGGAUACUAACAGUCUCGGUGCACCCAGCACAUCUGGUCAUUUGCAACUUGGAAUUCAGCAUGUGCGACCUACAGUAAAUGGUGACCGACCAGGGGCUGAACACAUAAACCCUCGAAACUUGCCUCUUAUGCCUGGCAUUUCACCACUUCAGAUUUCAGCAAUGGAUAAAGAUAAGGCAUGGGGAUUGGUUUCUCAUCCACAAAUGAUCCAUCAUCCCUAUGGUGGUGUUGGUGGUGCAUCAUCUAGCUCAGCUCCUGGGCAAGUAAUUGGACCUUUUUCAUCUGACGGUUUGUUGUAUGGAGGGAGGGUGACCGAACUUACUAAAGGCGAUAACAAGCAGCCUGCCAUGGAAGAGGGAUCCUCUUCUCGAGCGGAACAUGCAAAAGGGAGCAGUUCCAAUAUGAAUGCAAAAGACGUAUUAGAACGGUCAAAAGCAGCGGGUGUCUCCCUCGAUUUUCCAGCUAUAAAGCCAGGCAUUGCUGCAGACAUUGAAUUUGGGGGAUGUGGUUCAUACCCAAACCUUCCUUGGGUUUCCACCACUGCUCCAGGCCCUACAGGUAAGACAAUCUCUGGUGUAACAUAUAAAUAUAAUGCAAACCAGAUAAAAAUUGUCUGUGCUUGCCAUGGUACUCACAUGUCUCCAGAAGAGUUCAUUCGACAUGCCAACGACGAGAGUUUUAGUGUGCAGAAUGACAAUGCUCCCCCAACCAUUCCAAAUAAAAAUCCUGCUGCCUCUGCACAAAGCUGAUUUGGUAUCACCAUCUACAUUCUUUACGACCUCACUUAAACAGGAUCUCCUCUAUAAGUCGUACUUCUGUAUCCUUAAAUUCUAAGGAUAGCAUUUACGAUGUUUGCUUAGAAUGAAAAUGUCGGGAGUCGAAGAAGGGCCGGUGAACGAGAUGGGUUUUGAAGGCACACCUGUUUGUAAUUUAUUUACUCGUAUGAUAAAAGGUAAGCUGAAGGGGUUCCAAGUAUUUCUGAUGUAUUUAUAAUUUAAUUAUGUAUUAUAAUUCUCAUCCUUAAAGUUUAAUAGUCAUAUUGACUAUUGAGUUGAUUUUCA
Cucumis melo (muskmelon) is the source of this 2185-nucleotide messenger RNA. Its product is annotated as ninja-family protein mc410. The record is from RefSeq and is a predicted model, not a curated record. Gene Ontology annotation, biological process: negative regulation of DNA-templated transcription; jasmonic acid mediated signaling pathway. Gene Ontology annotation, cellular component: nucleus. Lineage: Eukaryota; Viridiplantae; Streptophyta; Magnoliopsida; Cucurbitales; Cucurbitaceae. The transcript is spliced from 3 exons. The coding region runs from base 398 to 1873 and encodes 491 amino acids.